GACAGAACAUUUAUUGUGCUCCGAGCAGCUCUUUUCUGGCGUCCGUUUUGAUCUUUGCCCCAUUGAUCCCGUGGAGCAGCUCAGUGGAAGAGCCCUGGAGUUGACUGGUAGGCGGUGGAGCAGGAAAAGUCACUGGCAAAGGCAGCACAAGUCAGAGGAGGUGAAUAUCGCACCUGCAGCGUCGGACACGUCCGGCCGGAGGAUGGACACCGCCUGCAGGUGCCUGCAGGUGAGCACCCUUGCCGCCGCCUGCAGCAUCGCCGCCGCCUGCAGGUGCCUGCAGGUGAGCACCCUUGCCGCCGCCUGCAGCGUCGCCGCCGCCUGCAGGUGCCUGCAGGUGAGCACCCUUGCCGCCGCCUGCAGCGUCGCCGCCGCCUGCAGGUGCCUGCAGGUGAGCACCCUUGCCGCCGCCUGCAGCGUCGCCGCCGCCUGCAGGUGCCUGCAGGUGAGCACCCUUGCCGCCGCCUGCAGCGUCGCCGCCGCCUGCAGGUGCCUGCAGGUGAGCACCCUUGCCGCCGCCUGCAGCGUCGCCGCCGCCUGCAGGUGCCUGCAGGUGAGCACCCUUGCCGCCGCCUGCAGCAUCGCCGCCGCCUGCAGGUGCCUGCAGGUGAGCACCCUUGCCGCCGCCUGCAGCAUCGCCGCCGCCUGCAGGUGCCUGCAGGUGAGCACCCUUGCCGCCGCCUGCAGCAUCGCCGCCGCCUGCAGCGUCGCCAGGGUUGCUUGA
Dermacentor silvarum is the source of this 724-nucleotide messenger RNA. RefSeq lists its product as uncharacterized. The record is from RefSeq and is a predicted model, not a curated record. Bases 203 to 724 code for a protein of 173 amino acids. The transcript is spliced from 3 exons. NCBI's taxonomy places the organism in Eukaryota, Metazoa, Arthropoda, Arachnida, Ixodida, Ixodidae.